Messenger RNA from Daldinia decipiens, 2148 nucleotides. RefSeq lists its product as uncharacterized. The transcript has a single exon. NCBI's taxonomy places the organism in Eukaryota, Fungi, Ascomycota, Sordariomycetes, Xylariales, Hypoxylaceae. Gene Ontology annotation, cellular component: mitochondrion. The record is from RefSeq and is a predicted model, not a curated record. Bases 138 to 1952 code for a protein of 604 amino acids. Gene Ontology annotation, molecular function: GTP binding.
CUUUUCGUGUGUAUUGCGAUCAAUUGCAAUCCCUCAUGUUGGGGUUAGACGGAUACCACCCAUAUUAUAUUCCAGCAUGUAGCUUACCUAUAGCGCCCUUAUACAUACGGCAAUCCUACAUUUAGCAAGUCUGCAAAAUGUCCUUGUCGAAUCAACUUAAUGCCUUUCUGGCCAUGCCGCCCUCUUUGCGACUCACUGUGAUCGGGGCCCCCCAACGAAUACGACCAAGUCAGAUCAAUCUUGCUUUGAAGGAUUUGAAGGCUUAUAGAUCUACUGCCGCUUUUAAUUACAAUGAAGCGGCUGCCUUCUAUAUACCCGAGUCCCGACAAGGUCGUGUCGACAAUGUCUCGCUUGGGACACUUUGCAAAACAUCCCAUAUGCGAUCAACUCCCGAUGAGCCUCUCCUCUCUGGACUGAGUACCCUCUUCACUAGGAAUCCAGCAACAUUCCAAUAUGGAGAGACAGAUUUCUACAAGCUCAAGAAAAAUACCCUCAUCCCUGAAGUCUGUGUCCUCGGCCGAUCUAACGUUGGCAAGUCGUCUUUUGUCAAUGCUCUUGCUGGCCGAAGUCAACGGAGUCAGAACUCGCUGGCACGUAUUAGCAAGCACGCUGGUAAAACUAGAGAGAUGAAUACAUAUGGAUUUGGACCAGCACCGCUGCCGAAAGAUAUUGCCGCGUGGACUGCCGAACUUAAAGGCAAAGAGGAUAUCCCAACUCACACCUUUUACCUUGUGGAUAUGCCCGGAUACGGACACGCAUCCUUGGAAGACUGGGGACGUAAUAUCACGUUAUACCUAACUAAAAGGAUAGGCGUAAAAGGAGCCAUAAUCUUAAUCGACGCUGAAGUUGGGCCCAAGGAGCUGGACUUGCAGUGUUUGCAAUUAUUAAGUUCUGUCAAUAUGAGAACCUCUAUCGUCCUCACUAAGGCGGAUAAGGUUAAAGGUGGCCUAACCGCCCUGGGUGAUUUAUGUGCCAAGUUACGGGACAAUGUUCUUGACAUUGAGAAUUCGCAAGAAAAUUAUAAUUGGAAUUUGGACAGAGACGUGUUUGUCACUGCCCUUGGUGCGAAAGACGCUGCUGUCAUACAUUCAACAGCAUCGCAUGCGAGAUUUGCUGUAGCUCGUUUAGCCGGCUUGGUAGAAACUAACCGACCGGACUCAGAAAAAAACAAGAAGUGGUCUGGCAAAGUUAUCUCGUUUGAAGAUUUGCAGUAUGCACCAAAGGAUUCCUUGCCCAAGAAGGUAGACAAUUUUGAAUCUUCUAAACUAGAAUGGGCUGCGGGAAGGGGACACGAGGCUCGUUAUGGAAUCACGCCAGGUAUUUUUGACUCCUUACAUUCGAGGAUUAUCACUCAACCCCAGGCUCGAAACUUCCAUAGCUACAGCUGUAGGAUGAAACCCCCACGCGAACAACGCAAUACGGAAAAGGAUUCACAGGAAAUGGUUGAUAUCCUAGACGAGUUCAUGAAAAAGAUUAGGGCUACUAGCACUACCAGCAGCUAUGUUCGAAACAUGCGGCGAAAGAAUGAUAGGCGUUUACCCCCUGCGCCUGAAAAACGCAACAUCCUCGGCAGACAGGAGGAAAAACUGCAGCGGGUUCUGAGGAAGCGCUUCCCCGAAGAUGCAGCUAGGUCAGAAAAGAUACUCCAGCAGAGGUCAACAGUUACGAACGCACAUAUAGGAAACGAAGAAGAAUGGCCCACCGACUUUCCUCCGUCGCGUGGCAAAAAUAAGAAACAGAAAGAUGAAAUUAUGACUCCAAACGCAUUCAAGGCUCUAUUGACGCAACCGACAUCGAAAGACAUCUUGUCAUCAUCUUCAGGACAAACUAAUAAGAAGAAACAAAAAGGCCAGAAUAGUUCUAGCAAAAAACAACCAACGAAAAAAGAGAAGGAGGUGGUGUUGGACGCGUUUGAUGCUAAAUUUGCUAAAGCAUUUUCAGGAAAAUUCUAGGUGAGGAUGAUGCUGGUAUUCUAUCGAGUAUAAAAGACCAACCCCUGAGUCAACUUCGGACUCGGGUAUAGCGACAUAUGGGCAACCUACCUUAGAUAGGUAGGUACCCGUCAUGAGUCUAACACGAUGGCUAUACAUGAUGUACUCUACUAUGAUCACACACAUAUAGGUAGCAUAAGGACAUAUUGAACACAAC